Molecule: messenger RNA, 732 nt
Organism: Lytechinus pictus (painted urchin)
Lineage: Eukaryota; Metazoa; Echinodermata; Echinoidea; Temnopleuroida; Toxopneustidae
Product: collagen alpha-1(I) chain-like
Exons: 1
Coding region: 1-732 (243 amino acids)
Source: RefSeq, a predicted model, not a curated record
AUGGUGCCCAUCCCGGGGACGCUGCAUCCCCGGGUGACCCCGUCUCCGCUGGAAAAAAUCCGCCCAGCGGGCCCCCUGCUCCUUCCCCGCCGAGCCCAGCCGCCCGGUCGAGGUGGGUGCCGCUGCCGGCCCGACCCGCCCGUGGAAAAUCGAAGGCCGGGCCCCUGGCCGCCCCGGCACCCGGCCCACCCCGGGCAAACCCCGGACGCCGCGUCCGAUGGUACCCACCCCGGGGACCCUGCGUCCCCGCUUGACCCCCUGGCAGCAGGACGAAAGACCCCUCCCGAUAAACACCGCUUACAACACGCAAGUCAAUGCGAAAUUCACACCGAGGGCGACACCGGACGACCCGACGGCGCAGCGGCGGAGGGCUCGGGCCGCCCUGGGCAAACCGAGGACGGCGAAUCCGAUGGUGCCCACCGCGGGGAGCCUGCGCCCUCGGACGACCCCGUUCUCGCGGGAAACAGUCCGGCGAGCGGACCCCCGGCCCCUUCCCCCGCUGUCGGCCGAUCCGACGGUCAGAAUCUCCUGCCGACUCCUGGCUGGGUGAGCGGGGGUGUCGGCUCGGCAUGCGGGGCGCUGUCGGCCCGCUGCGUCGAGAUCUGCCGGUCGGAAUCGUCUGCCGACGCCCGGGUGGGUGAGCGGGAGGGUCGGCUCGGCAUGCGGGGCGCUGUCGGCCCGCUGCGUCGAGAUCUGCCCGUCACAAUCUCCCGCCAUCUCCUGCGUGGGUGA